AUGAGAUUCGUUAUUAUUCCUACAGUGUUCUUCAUUAUUUCUUGUAUUUUCUCAAUUUCAAAUGCUCAAUUUUUCUUCCCAUUUGCCAUGGGAUAUCAACGACCGGUUGCAUCUGGAUAUCAAUAUUCAAAUGGCAAUGGAGUUAAAUCUUCUGAUGGAUUUUUCCCAUUGUGCAGAGGAUGGACUUGUACUUCUAAUACUUAA
Molecule: messenger RNA, 204 nt
Organism: Caenorhabditis elegans
Lineage: Eukaryota; Metazoa; Nematoda; Chromadorea; Rhabditida; Rhabditidae
Gene: F54D8.10
Product: FIP (Fungus-Induced Protein) Related
Exons: 1
Coding region: 1-204 (67 amino acids)
Source: RefSeq, marked reviewed